AAUUACAGCUAUUAGAAAAUAGAAGUGGCAAAAAAUCAAAAAGUCGUCCGCACUACGCAACCCUAUUCUCCAUCUCUAUUCUUCUCUCCAUUUCUCGGCCGCCGCCAUGAAGGGUCCGGGACUCUUCUCCGAGAUCGGCAAGAAUGCCAAAGAUCUGCUGAACAAGGACUACACCUACGACCAGAAGCUGACCAUCUCCACCUCCAGUGCUUCCGGAGUGGGCCUUACUUCUGCUGCAGUCAAGAAAGGUGGACUGUAUUCCUUUGAUAUCGGUUCACAGUACAAGUACAAGAACACCCUUAUUGAUGUCAAAGUCGACACUAAUUCAAAUAUAUCAACAACAGUAACCAUCUCAGACAUACUUCCAUAUACAAAGACCAUCACUUCUUUCAAGCUACCUGAUUAUAACUCUGGAAAGUUGGAGGUUCAAUAUUUCCAUGACCAUGCAAGUUUUGCUUCAGUGGUGGCUCUGAAGCACUCUCCGAUUGUGGAGCUUUCCGGGACUGUUGGUACACGAGGUGUUGCAUUUGGUGCUGAGGCCAGUUUUAAUACUGCCUCCGGAGACUUCACCAAGUAUAGUGCAGGGGUUGGACUGACAAAGCCAGAUUACAGUGCUUCCAUAAUUCUGGAGGAGAAGUUAGACACUCUCAGAGCUUCCUAUGUUUAUCAUCUGGAUGAGUUGCAGAAGAGCUCUGUGGUUGCGGAGAUUGUGAGACGAUUCUCUACCAAUGAGAACAUUUUUACAGUCGGAACACGAUAUGCGGUGGAUCCCCAAACAACCGUAAAGACAAGGCUCAACAACUCAGGGAAGCUUGCUGCUCUCCUCCAGCAUGAACUGAAGCCAAAGUCGGUUCUAACACUCUCUGGUGAGUUCGACACUAAGGCCUUGGAAAGGGCUCCCAAGUUUGGACUGGCUCUUGCUCUUAGGCCUUGACUGCUCUUGUUAGUAGAGUACCGUGCAAUUUUCCGGUUGGAUGAAGAAGUUAGAGCUAAUAAAUGUAUCCUACAAACACACUUUCAAGUUUUCCAUUGACUGGUUUUGAUUUUGUUGGGUGCUUAAACCCAUUCAAUCUGGGACAUUUUUGUUGACAUUUGUCUUGCCACUUGUUCUCCCGGUCUGGGAUGUGACCAAAUUUUUGCAUUAAUCUCCUUGUUGCGGAACAUGCAUUUCGAAAUUCAUGCUAUUUCUUUGCCAA
Molecule: messenger RNA, 1196 nt
Organism: Musa acuminata subsp. malaccensis (wild Malaysian banana)
Lineage: Eukaryota; Viridiplantae; Streptophyta; Magnoliopsida; Zingiberales; Musaceae
Product: mitochondrial outer membrane protein porin 5
Biological process (GO): monoatomic anion transmembrane transport
Cellular component (GO): mitochondrial outer membrane
Molecular function (GO): voltage-gated monoatomic anion channel activity
Source: RefSeq, a predicted model, not a curated record